Arachis ipaensis is the source of this 1747-nucleotide messenger RNA. RefSeq names its product casein kinase 1-like protein 2. The record is from RefSeq and is a predicted model, not a curated record. Gene Ontology annotation, biological process: protein phosphorylation. Lineage: Eukaryota; Viridiplantae; Streptophyta; Magnoliopsida; Fabales; Fabaceae. Gene Ontology annotation, molecular function: ATP binding; protein kinase activity.
GGAAGGUUUCUUCAGACAUAAUUCCAAUAUUGCCCUUCACCUUUACCCCUUUUCUCUCAAUUCUGCUCUGCCAGGGUUUAAUCCGAUGGAGCCUCGCAUUGCCAACAAGUUCCGUCUUGGCCGCAAGCUCGGUAGCGGAUCAUUCGGGGAGAUCUAUCUCGGGACUAACGUUCAGACCAAUGAAGAGGUUGCAAUUAAGCUUGAAAGUAUCAAAACCAAGCAUCCUCAGCUGUUGUAUGAAUCAAAGCUGUACAAAAUACUUCAAGGAGGAACUGGGAUCCCAAAUUUGAAAUGGUUUGGUGUUGAGGGAGAAUACAACGUCCUUGUUAUAGAUUUGCUGGGUCCUAGCCUCGAGGAUUUAUUCAAUUUCUGUAGUCGGAAAUUGUCCCUGAAAACUGUUCUCAUGCUUGCUGAUCAGAUGAUAAAUCGGGUUGAAUUUAUUCAUUCCAAAUCAUUUUUACAUAGGGACAUCAAGCCAGACAACUUCCUCAUGGGUUUAGGGAGGCGUGCAAAUCAAGUGUAUGCCAUUGACUUUGGUCUUGCUAAGAAAUACAGAGACAGCUCUACCCAUCAGCAUAUUCCAUAUAGAGAGAAUAAGAAUUUGACUGGAACUGCAAGAUAUGCUAGCAUGAAUACUCAUCUUGGAAUUGAGCAAAGCCGUAGGGACGACUUAGAGUCACUUGGAUUUGUUCUUAUGUAUUUUUUGAGAGGAAGUCUUCCAUGGCAGGGAUUGAAAGCUGGUACUAAGAAGCAGAAGUAUGAUAAAAUUAGUGAGAAGAAAGUUUCUACUUCCAUUGAGUCUCUCUGCCGUGGCUAUCCUUCAGAAUUUGCUUCAUAUUUCCAUUACUGUCGGUCACUGCGAUUUGAUGAUAAACCAGAUUACGCUUAUUUGAAAAGGCUUUUCCGUGACCUUUUCAUUCGUGAAGGAUUCCAGUUUGAUUAUGUCUUUGAUUGGACCAUCUUGAAAUAUCAGCAAUCUCAAAUUGCCUCUCCUCCCGUUCGUCCUGUUGGUCUUCCUCCAGGGCCAAGUUCUGGCUUGCCACCAGCUGCUUUGAAUGCUGAUAGACACUCGGGUGGAGAAGAUGGUAGGCAUACUGGUUUGUCUUCAUCAGAUCCUACUCGUAGAAGGCACUCUGGACCUAUUGCAAAUGAUGGAAACUUAUCCAGACAAAAGGCCCCUGUUGCAAAUGACACUACUAGAUCCAAAGAUGGGAUGUUGUCUAGUUCUAAUUUCUUUCGGUCAAGUGGAUCUACAAGAAGAGUGGCUUUCUCAGGCGGUCGUGAAGCGGUAGUUGGCAGUGGUACUGAACACUCCCGUUCUCAGACCCUGGAUGCAAAUCCAGGAGCACUCCGGAAAAUAUCUGGUGCCCAGAAGAAUUCACCUAUCAUCUCUUCUGAGCACACCCGGGCACCUUCUGGCAUAGCCACAUCAAACAUAAGGAAUUUUGAGUCAACUCUCAGAGGAUUUGAGAACCUGAAUCUCAAUGAGGAGAGGGUAAAGUAGUAAAAGCUGUUACUCUCAAUCAUCUAUCUUAUUAGUACAUUCAAAUACCGAAUGCAUAUUGUUUAUGGAAAGCUGCAACAUGUUUGGAGUCGUCACUAUAAGUAAGUAUACAACAAAGAUACUAGUUGGGUUCCCGGCAAAGUUUGCCCAUAAAGAAAGGCUUCUGUUAAUACUGUUUGUAUUUUCUUUGUUUUACUUCACCUGUCCUUUAACGUCCUUUCGUCUUUUCUAUUAUGUUGUCUA